AUGGUUUGGAAUUCAUUUACUUCAGGAGAAUACUUCAUAAUUAACAGAAUAAACAACAGGUUGACCGAAAAUAUUGAUGCCCUUCCUCCUAGAGUAAGCGCGGUGUUCACUCAAACCCUCAAAUCCACAAGCUGGCUUCUGAAGCGAUUUCCAAUAAUCAAAGGGUUCUUAAUAGCUCCUCGACCUUGA
This is a messenger RNA of Nezara viridula (southern green stink bug), 189 nucleotides long. Lineage: Eukaryota; Metazoa; Arthropoda; Insecta; Hemiptera; Pentatomidae. The record is from the annotation of a GenBank genome assembly.